Molecule: messenger RNA, 4129 nt
Organism: Ceutorhynchus assimilis (cabbage seed weevil)
Lineage: Eukaryota; Metazoa; Arthropoda; Insecta; Coleoptera; Curculionidae
Source: the annotation of a GenBank genome assembly
CGCUUUUUGACAAUUGCGCAUGCGCAUUGUUAUUAUUAUUAUUGCAAAAUUAAAGGUAAAUGAUUACAAUCAAAAUCAAAAUUAAAUUAAAAUGUUCAAUGAUUUCACAAUAAAGACUGAGGACAUUUUCAAUUAGAAAAUAAUGUUAGAUGUUUGAAUGAAAACUGGAAGAAAUUUGUUGUACUACAAUGAAAAAGAAACGACUGUUUGUUUGAGUGAACAAAUUCGAAUUAGUUUCAAAUGGCUGAUAUUAGUUGGUAUCAAUCAGAUGAAAAAUUCACAUUACCAUAUUGUUGCUACAACUCAAGAAUAAUGGACAAAAAAGAAAUCUGUUUGCGUUCCUUAGCUGAUGUACAAUUAAGAUUUUUAUGUCCAAACGAUUUAGACGAAGUCAGAGCGCUUUGCCAGGACUGGUUUCCUAUUGAAUACCCAUUUUAUUGGUACGAGGAAAUCACUUCUAGCAAUAGUCGUUUUUACUCACUGGCUGCCGUUUACAAUCAACAAAUAAUAGGCCUGAUUGUAGCAGAAAUUAAACCCUAUUCGUGUCUGAACGAAGAAGAUGCGGGCAUUUUAGCGAAAUCGUUUAGCAGUUGUGAUGUAGCCUACAUUUUAUCAUUAGGAGUGAUGAAGGAAUAUCGUAGAAAUGGGAUAGCUACUUUAUUAUUGGAUUCUUUAUUGAAAAAUUUGACGACACCCGAGAGAAGAAAAGUGAAAGCGGUUUUUUUGCACGUGCUCACUACCAAUUCGGCUGCCAUAGUGUUUUAUGAAAGGAGAAAAUUUAGACUACACAACUUUUUACCAUAUUAUUAUUCAAUUCAGGGUAAAUGCAAAGAUGGAUUUAUGUAUGUACUUUACAUAAACGAAGGACAUCCACCUUGGACUAUAUACGAUUACCUAAAAUGUAUGUGCGGAAAAGUAAUGGAAAGUGCAGAGUUCUUUCCUUGGGUGCUUUCUAACAUCAAUAAAGCUUUAGGAUGGUUGUGGGGCGGCGUCCAGCAUCAACGACAAGAAUCAACAACGACGCAGGCAGAUCACUCAUCACAAACCUAGUAAAGAAUUUAUCCUUAUAUGUAGUAUAGGGAGUUUUGAACAACAAAUUUUGUGUUUUAACUCACGAGGAAAACGUCUUGUAUGUACAGGGUGGGCCAAUUUGGACACUUUCUUAUGGAAACACCCUUUAUUUUUAGAGAUAGAAAAAAAUGAACCCCCCACUCUGAGGCUCAAAUUUCAUGAAAUUUUGAUUGGUGCAAACCGCAUUUUGAUAUCUUUAACCGUUUAGCCGCUAGAGGGCGAUUCUCGAUUUUUAGCAAUACUGUGAAACCUUCAUAACUUUUUUAUUUAUGAAAAUAAUUCAUUUCUGUAAAGACUUUCUGGAAGCACUUUUUUAAGUGGAAUUCAGUGACGUUCUCAGUUUUUUUCUAUUUAGCUCCGAUUCCGAGAUAUUGACCAAAAUCCGAUUUUUUUCAAUAGGACAUCCUAUAUAUUAAUAGCUCAUUGAAAAGCUCUGCUUUUGCUGAUUUCAAUGAUAUAAAAUUCAAUACGUUUAUCUCCAACGGUUUCCGAGAAAAAAAUUAUUUCGAUUUUUGUCAUAAGACACAAUGUGUUGGAAAAGGUCUUUAUAUCUGUAAGGAAAACGAGAAAGGUCAGCAGAGUUUUCCAAUAAGCUAUUAAUAUAUAGGGUGUUCUAUUGAAAAAAAUCGAAUUUUGAUCAAUAUCUCGAAAUCCGAGUCAAUUAGAAAAAAACUGAGAACGUCACUGAAUUCAUCUUAAAAAAGUGCCUCUAGGAAGUCUUUACGGAAAUCAAUUAUUUUCAUAAACAAAAAAGUUAUGAAGGUUUCACAGUAUUGCUCAAAAUCGAGAAACGCCCUCUAGCGGCUAAACGGUUGAAGAUAUCAAAAUGCGGUUUGCACCAAUCAAAAUUUCAUGAAAUUUGAGCCUCAGAGUGGGUGGUUCAUUUUUUUCUAUCUCUAAAAAUAAAGGGUGUUUCCAUAAGAAAGUGUCCAAUUUGGACCACCCUGUACAGGCAAAUAUAAUUUUUAAUAAAAACAUUUUGAUUACCUUCUGUUCAGGUUAGUAUAUGCCUUUGUUCAAUCUAUCAAAAUUUAGCCAAUUACCAUUACUUGCAAUAAGAACAAAGGCCUAUACCUAGACUAAGAGCCUUUGUUACCUAGCAUUAUCAAAUACAUCACAGACUUUUUUCAACAAAUAUUAUUUUACACCAAAAACUUUACCAAUUGCUUUAAUUUUUUUUUUCUGUUUUACAAAUUGAUAAAUAAAUAAUUGUUUAAUUUACCCAAAGUGAUAUAAUAUAUAUUUUAUGUUAAUUAUUAUUUUGUUAUUUAGUUAUAUUUAUUAGUUCUAUAUUAUGUUGUAUAUCUUGGAAAUAAAGAAGCUUUCUAGUAAUGAAUAUUUUUCUAAAUGUCCACUCUAGUUGAAGGCAUAAAAUAAAAGUAAACUUUUUUUUUUCAACAAUUAAAAUCAUAUAUUCAAUUCAACCAUCAUAAAAUACAUUUUUUCAAAAAGUCAAAAGAUUAUUCGACAUCAGAAUUACCAUUAUCGGAAUUAUUGGCAUCAGAUCUAUUGCAAUAAACCGAAUCGAUCCUCAGAUUGCUAAUCAGUUCGACGGUGGCUUGUAAGUCUUGCUCGUUACGACUCGGAGAUUCUCGGCCACUUGUAGGACUUUGAGGGGUAUUUGACGGCGUUGUUGGAGUCAGAUGAUCGUUGUCACUACGACCUUCUGUUGGACUUGAAGGUCUUAUUUCUGGCUGUUGUAAUUGGGGGUUGUGCGAUCUGAUUCCAGCAACACCUAGAUUUGAAAAUAUAGAAUAAGAUAAACUACUGGCUGUAUACCAUGUUUACCUUUUUUAGAUAUAGUUGAAACAUCCCUUUUAAUUUGUCUUCGUCUUGAAGGAUCGUUCCUUCUCAACUGUAGCAUAUUUUCAAAGUCGACGAUAUACAAAAAUCCAGCAAUCAAUAGUUCGACACUUUUAUCCCCAUUUUUGUAUGAAUUUUCCAAUUCCUUGCUAGUGCGUUCGUCGUACUGCCACCAACCUGAAACGAGAUUGAUUUUUUUUCGACAAACAUAUUUUGUAUUUAAGUUGUAUCUCACCUGUUACAAUGGAAUAUUUUUUUUUAUGGGAAUGAUUAAAUUUGGAACAAACUUAGAAAUUUAUUGACUAUAAAAAAAUAAAAACCCAUACUAUUAGGCACCAUGAAAAUAAAUUGUGAUCAACACAUUAUGAGCAUUUUAAAUCUGUUACCUAAAACUACAUAGAACAAAUAAUAAUAGUUAGGGCAAAGUAUCGAAAUUGUUUGUCAAAUUAUAAAAUAAAAUACAAAGACUCAAUAUCAAGGGCAAUGAAACUUAGUUUAGCUUUAUGGAUCUAAUAAAUACCCCUAAACAAAAAAAUGUCUUUGUAUUUUACAAAAACAAGGCAAAAGAUCCACCAAAGUUGUUGAGAAAAAACACUUCAGGUGGAAUGAAAGACCAUAGAACGACAUUGUUUUAGACUUAUACUAGUUUUCUGAUAAUCAUUUCUAUAUUUUCUUUGACGUUUAGUUUCGUUUUUGUUCAAAUAAAUCAUGGCUACUUAUAAUACAAAAUAGGAAUGUCAACUUUUUGGAUUAUUUCAGACCAGCAACACCCUUAACAAUCAAAUUAUCUCGCCUGUCUCUUUUAAUCGCUCUCGUCCUACUAGGAGACCUUUUAGAAUACUGAACAAGGUUCUUAAAGUCAACGACAUACAAUUCACCACAAAUAAUCAUCUCAAACUGAUCUAAAUCUAAUUUAAAUGCCUCCUCGAUUUCUUCUGUGCACCUACUGUCAUACUUCCACCAACCUAAAUUAUUCAUACAAAUAGAAGUGUUUUGAAACAGUCAAAAAAAAACCACUCACCAUUUCGACCUUCAUAAAACCAUUGGUAGCCUCCGUCGAAAUUCUCCUCAACGGUUUCUACAGGUUGUAGUAGGUGAGGCUGCUCGAAAAAGUCCCUGGGGAUUUCUUGUCUACACAUGGCGCAACGUUUACUUUGAUUGGCGAAGCCUUUGACGCAUAAAUAACAGAAAAUGUGGCCGCAAGGCAGUUGGGCUGGAUGGACAUAGGGUUGGAGACAUACUGGACAUUCUGGAC